AGUAGGAACCAUUGUAAUCGCGUUUCCAGUCGGAGCGCUCUCAGCGUGACGCUUCGGUUCGCCUCAGUAGAAGCUCACAGAUGUUGACAUUUUUCUGAAACGUGUUUCAGGCAGAAAAGAUGGACGACCAGGGCUGUCCGAGAUGCAAAACCACCAAGUACAGGAACCCGUCCCUGAAGCUGAUGGUGAACGUCUGCGGCCACACACUAUGCGAGAACUGUGUGGAGAUGCUGUUCGCGCGCGGCUCGGGGAGCUGCAUGCAGUGCGACACGCCUCUGAGGAAGAGCAACUUUCGUGUGCAGCUCUUCGAAGAUGCAACUGUGGACAAGGAGGUAGAGAUCCGCAAGAAGGUGAUGAAAAUCUAUAACAAGAGAGAAUUCAACUUCUCCAGCCUGAGAGACUAUAACGACUAUCUGGAACAGGUGGAGGACAUAGUUUACAACCUGACAAACAAUAUUGAUGUGGAGAACACCAAGCUGAGGAUGGAGCAGUACCAGAGAGAAAACAAAGACAUCAUCCAGAGAAAUAAGGCGAAGCUUACGCGGGAGCAGGAAGAGCUGGAGGAGCUGCUGCUUCAGGAGCAGCAGAGCAACGAGCAGCGGCGGCUGGAAGUGCUGCAGGAGGAGCAGAGGCAGCUGCAGGCCAAGCGGAAGAGCAAACAGGCUCUGCUGGAUGAACUGGAGCAGUCUGAGCUUCCUGCCACCAUCUUACUCGCUCAACACAAAGUUCGUGCCGCCCAGCUGGAAACACAGAUAGAGCAGCAAAAACAGAAUGUGAAGCCAACCACUCGUUUUGGAAUCCAAAUAGGUCAGACUGUCUCUCUCCAGCCUGUGCCCAGAAUACAGGAGGUUCUGUACCAGUACAAACCCCUUCAGGUUGAAACCUAUGGACCUCCGGCGCCGGACCUGGAGCAGCUGAGUAGAUUUGGGUAUCUGAACCACGUCCGGGCCGCCAUGCCGCAGGACACAGCUGGAGGAUACACCUCAGCUCUGGCUUGUUAUCGGGCCAUCCAGGAUGCUUUCAGUGGGCUGUUCCCCCUGAAAGGCUGAAUCUACCUGAACUUCCUCCUCCCGUCUCAAUGGACUUCAUCAAUGCCACCCAACCAUUACCGUGUUGACAUGCUUCUGGUGAAGAUUUGUGUAGAUGUUUUUGCUUUCUAUUGAUAUUAUUUUUAAAUAAAAUAAUAAAAACAUU
This is a messenger RNA of Girardinichthys multiradiatus, 1194 nucleotides long. RefSeq names its product MNAT1 component of CDK activating kinase (gene mnat1). Bases 120 to 1049 code for a protein of 309 amino acids. Lineage: Eukaryota; Metazoa; Chordata; Actinopteri; Cyprinodontiformes; Goodeidae. The record is from RefSeq and is a predicted model, not a curated record. Gene Ontology annotation, cellular component: transcription factor TFIIH holo complex. The transcript has 8 exons. Gene Ontology annotation, biological process: regulation of transcription by RNA polymerase II; nucleotide-excision repair; positive regulation of cyclin-dependent protein serine/threonine kinase activity. Gene Ontology annotation, molecular function: cyclin-dependent protein serine/threonine kinase activator activity.